AAAAUGUGUGUGUAAUCAAGUAACACUCCCAAUUUUUACCCUGGUAGGCAGCAGCCCCCUCGGUCCUCUAUCUCGCUGAAGGAUAUAAAACACAAGAGGACCAGACAGAACACGGCUUUAACAAGGCUCCAUACAGCUUCGCUGUAGACCGACAACUCCUCCCACGGGACACAAUACUCGGUACCUUCAUCUUUCAUUUGGGAACAUUCUGGAACGAGUGUAUGGUAGCAGGACAAUGAGGAUGUGUUGUGAGAUGUCACCUCUUCACCUGAUAUCCGCCUGGGCCUUCACCGUGUGUGUCAUUUGGACAACAGCUAUAGGUGACCAGACUCCAGUCUUCGUCACUCCAAACACACUGACAGUCAGUGAGACGAACACACCCACAACCAUCCAACCGAGCACAGACAGCCGUCCAACAGACAUUAGCAGUCCAGACGGACAUAUCUCCAACAGCAUUCCAACAGACAAAUAUGAGAGUUUGGGGAUCUCCACACAGAGAGUUCUAGAAACAGUGACCGUGACGACCAUUGCAGGGACCAUCAAGACCAGUGCUGCCAUGACAACAGUAGUAACCAGUGCAACAGUCCCCCCUAAAGACUCAAGCACCCAGCCACACAUCCCUCACACAGUCAUGUCACCGGUGGCGACAAACCCCAUGGCAACAACUCCAGCACCAUCUCGCGCCCCCAAAAAGCCACCCUGCUGUCCUCACCCCACUCGCAUGCCCACCCUUCCCCCUCAUCAGUUCAUAGGUCACGAGGGCGACUAUGACGAUGAGUCUGAAGAAGAGGAGAAAGUAACGGAGGAGGAGGAAGGAGGCAAACUCACGAAGGAGAAUCUGUGUGACUUUAACCCCUGCUUGCACCUGCAGAGACCCUGUCCAGAGGUCAGGGAGGCCAAGGGUCAGAGCUGCCGCUGUCCGGGCCUGACUCCAAACUCUGUGACCCCUGACCCUGUGGUGGCGCUGGAGGUGUGGGGGGUAUGGCCCGAGGCUGUGAGGGUGCGUUGGUGCGCCCCCUACUCGGCUGUGAGUAAGUUUGGUGUGUGGGCGCUGAGAGAGAACGGCAGUGUGUUCAGUAACGGCAGCGUGAGCGCCUGGUCACGCCAGGCCAGUGUGUUCGGGCUAAAAGCGGGACGGAGAUAUGGAGUGUGUGUAAGCGCACUGAAUGGAGCUGGAACGUCACACACCCGCUGUGUGCAUGUGUCCACCCCAGUAGGUGUAGAGACGGUUGUGUUGUACGUGCUGACGGGACUGUGUGUCGCCCUGGGGAUGACGGUUGUUGUGAUGAGUGUGUUUCUUCACAGGAUCUGGAAGAUGCGAAACACACACUCUCUGAUUGAGCCGCGGGCACACACACUCUACAACCCACGUCUCACCAGCCUGGUUUCAAUCACUAACCCGGCCUACACACACACCGACGAACACACUGUGCCUCCCUCUGCACGAUACACGCAGACAGACCAGCUGAAGUUAUCCACUAACGUACGCAAUGAAUAAUAACACCUGUAACCAUCCGUACCACCCGUAGCCACAUACCUACCACCCUUACUCACAUACCUACCACCCUUACCCACGUACCUACCACCCUUACCCAUAUACCUACCACCCUUACCCACAUACCUACCACCAUUACCCACAUACCUACCACCCUUACCCACAUACCUACCACCCUUACCCACAUACCUACCACCCUUACUCACAUACCUACCACCCUUACCCACGUACCUACCACCCUUAUCCACAUACCUACCACCCUUACCCACGUACCUACCACCCUUACCCACAUACCUACCACCCUUACCCACAUACCUACCACCCUUACUCACAUACCUACCACCCUUACCCACGUACCUACCACCCUUACCCACAUACCUACCACCCUUACCCACAUACCUACCACCCUUACCCACGUACCUACCACCCUACAGCAGUUUAUACAUCUCACCACACAGUACUCAACUCAAAAAAGUUGAUUUUAAGAAAUAAAGUCAAAUCAUUUUUGUUUUGAACAUCUCAUUUUCCAUUAAGUUGUAAUAAAAUUAUAUUUUCCUA
This is a messenger RNA of Oncorhynchus masou masou (cherry salmon), 2053 nucleotides long. RefSeq names its product leucine-rich repeat neuronal protein 4-like. The record is from RefSeq and is a predicted model, not a curated record. Gene Ontology annotation, molecular function: protein binding. The transcript is spliced from 3 exons. NCBI's taxonomy places the organism in Eukaryota, Metazoa, Chordata, Actinopteri, Salmoniformes, Salmonidae. Bases 236 to 1498 code for a protein of 420 amino acids.